AAAGAAAAGAAAAGGAAACGAAAAAGAAAAUAGCCCUCAAUCUCUCGUAUUUUUCCAUCUCUCUUCUUUACCUUAAUCUCUCCCUGCAGAUCGAUUCUUCUAUGAUCAAUUAGUGUAACUGAGAAUAGAUCGAUUCUUUACCCUACAAUUGAGAAUCGCGCUUUCUUUUUACCUCAUCGAAGAUGAAGCCGCUGAUUGAUUCGUCCGUGGAUUAGAAAUUAGAUGUCUGACGGAGAGCCCUCCAUUCUUCUGGGAUUGAUUCUCGAUGGUAGCGGGCAGUUCGUCUGAUCUGGGGGUGAUACUCAUUUGUAAAUAAACCACAAUUUGAAGGAGAAGAGGAAAUUUGGAACAACUGAGCAAAUUGAUCAGAUAUCUGGGCAGGCCUGAUAAAGCUGGUGUGGAGUUGUCCGGAGAGGUGAUCCUCCACGCGCUACGUUCAAUAUGGACACUGAACUCUAUAAAGCACGCGUCUUCAUACAAGAGAAAAUCUUUGAGAUUUUAUUACAGCGGCAUCAACGACCCAUCGAUGAAUUACAGAGGCUGAAGUUUAAGGAUUUCGUGAAGCGCUUGGAGGAGGGUAUUUUUAAAACUGCUCUUACAAAGGAUGACUAUAUGAACCUGGAUACUUUGGAGAGUCGUCUGCAUAAUUUGCUGAAGCGUUCGUCCCUGAAUAAUCAGAACCAGCAAUAUCAGCAGGUGGUUAGUUCUUCUUCUGCGAUAAGUCAGAUGAUUCCGACUCCUGGUAUGGCUCACAGUGGGAAUUCAAAAAUGAUGGUUGCGUCUUCAGGCGAUUCUAUUAUUUCCGCUAAUGCUAGCUUAGCACCUACUGCUAGCACAGGAAGCCUCAUGCCAACUGGUGGAAUAACUGGUGGUUCCUUCAACAGAGCUGAUGGUCCCUUAUCCAGUGGAUAUCAGCAGUCUCCUAGUUAUUCAGUCGGUUCUGGUGGAGUUAUAUCAUCUGCUGGUGCACAAAGAAUUGCUAGUCAAAUGAUUCCUACACCUGGUUUCAGUAAUAACAUUAACCAUAUAAGCAGCAACCAGUCUUAUGUGAGCAGGGAGUCUUCCAGUAAUGGUAGUGGGCUUCCCAGUGUUGAACCUACAAUGUUGUCUCAAGUGCAAUUGCAAAAGCAGCAUAUUGGUGGUCAGAACAGUCGUAUAUCACACAAUCUUGGUAGCCAAAUGGGUAGUGGAAUAAGGUCUGGCUUACAGCAGAAAUCUUAUGGGUUUACAAAUGGAGCUGUCAAUGGUAGCUUAGGAUUAAUAGGUGGUAAUGUACAACUUUUGAAAGAAUCUAGCACCUCAGAGGGCUAUCUGAAUGUCUCGUCUUAUGGUAAUUUAACCAAACCUGUAGGACAAUCUUUUGAUCAAAAUGAGCAAUCGUUGGUGCAAGGUGAUGGAUAUGGAAUGAAUACUACCGAUUCUUUUGGGUCUGAAAACCUUUAUGGCCCUGCAACAUCUGUUGGAUCAAUGGUGACUGCUCACAAUUUGAACUCGGCAAAUUUUCCAUCUAUGUCUAAAACGAGUUCAUCUUUCCCCAGUAACCAGUCAAAUUUUCAUGGAACUCAACAGGGCACUCACUCCCCCCUAAUUGAUGGGUCAGACAAGAUGAAUUUCCAACCUUCACUAUCUUCCAGGGAAAACAUCAUUGAUUCUCAUAUGCAGCAGCAGUUUCAGCAGCAGCAUCACCAAUUUCAACCACAACAACCAUUUCUUCAACAGUCUAGUAUCCAGGAACAGCAAAUUCAGCCUCAGCAGCACCUAUUAAAUAACAAUUCUAUUAGUCAAGUUCAGUUAGCGUCCAACCUAGGCAGUCAUGUGAAGCAGGAACCUGGUGGGGAGCAUCAUAGUGGGCCUUUUCAGCCACAAGUUACUGAACAUUUCCCACUGCCUGAGACGCAUAACCAAUUUCAUCAGAAUUCUAGUGAAGACUGUGCGAGGAAUGCUCAAUAUCUUUCUGUUUCAUCUAGCCAUAAUGAUAUUUGCUCCCCACAUUCUCAAAGCUCUCAACAGAUGCAACAAAUUUUGAAUCCGCAUCUAUUAAAUUCAAAUUCUCAAAAUCGUUUGAACAGUCCUGCUGGAGCUCUAUCAGGUGCAACUUUGCAGGGUCAAUGGCAUCCCCAAUCACAAGAUAGAAAUCACAGGCCCGGGAGCAUUGUUCAUGAGCCAAAUGUCCAUGAUUUCCAUAAGAAGGCAUCGGGUCACGAUAAAGUGCAGUGUGAUAAUUUACCUACUGAAGGAUCAACAAUUGGGCACUCCGUUGUUACUAGAACCAAAUCUGAGCCUCCUAAUCCCCUUAGUGUCACCUGCCAGAAUAACAAUAGUGCACGCCAGUUUAUAAAUCAGCAGAGAUGGCUUCUGUUUUUGCGGCAUGCCCGUCGCUGUGUAGCUCCUGAAGGGAAAUGUCCAGAGCGGAACUGUGUCACUGCUCAGAAAUUGUGGCAACAUCUCGAUAGAUGCAGUUCUUCUCAAUGCUCAUAUCUCCGUUGCCAACCUACCAAGUUAUUGCUUCAUCAUCACAAGCGAUGUAGGGAUCUGAGCUGUCCUGUUUGUAUUCCUGUCCGAGACUAUAUCCAGAGCCGAAAAAACGUACGUGCCCACAAUGCAUCUGAUUCAAGUUUGCAAAAGUUGACCAAUGGAUUCCCUAAAUCCUGUGAUACUCAAGAUAAUUCCACUAGGUUUGUUUCUAAGACCCUUCAGCCUACUGAAACUUCAAAAGAUCUGCAGUCUUCUCUUAAACGCAUGAAGAUAGAGCAGUCCACUCAGUCUCUUGUUCCUGAGAGUGAGAGCUCUGCAAUUUCAACUUCUGCUAUGAGUGAACACCACAUGUCUUUGGAUGUGCAGUGCCAAGGUUAUCAGCAUAGCGAUGUUACUAUGGCUGUUAAGCAUGAGCUAGUAGAUGUAAAAAUGGAUUUGCUGCAGAGCUCAACUCUUGAAAGCCAUAGUGAUUUGAAGGACGCUAAUGCAGACAAUAAUUGCAGCCAAAGGUGUGAUGUUGACCUCGUCACAUAUGAUGAGUUUUCUAGUUUACCAAAGCAAGAGAAUGUUAAAAUUGAGAAAGAGACAGAGCCAAGUGUGCAAGAUCCUUCAACGCAUGUCACUGAGCAUGCAGCUGCCACCAAGUCUGGGAAGCCAAAAAUUAAAGGGGUGUCACUAACUGAAUUGUUCACUCCAGAACAAGUGAGAGACCAUAUUAUUAGUCUCAGACAGUGGGUUGGCCAGAGCAAAUCCAAGGCUGAGAAGAAUCAAGCCAUGGAACAAUCAAUGAGUGAGAAUUCCUGUCAGUUAUGUGCAGUUGAGAAACUUACCUUUGAGCCACCGCCUAUAUAUUGCACACCAUGUGGUGCUCGUAUAAAGAGAAAUGCAAUGUAUCAUACAGUCGGUGCUGGUGAUACACGACAUUACUUUUGUAUUCCAUGUUAUAAUGAUGCUCGUGGAGAUGCUAUUGUUGUUGAUGGAACUGCCAUUCCCAAGUCAAGGCUAGAGAAGAAGAAAAAUGAUGAAGAGACAGAGGAAUGGUGGGUUCAAUGUGAUAAAUGUGAAGCAUGGCAACAUCAGAUCUGUGCUCUUUUCAAUGGUCGAAGAAAUGAUGGUGGUCAAGCUGAGUAUACUUGUCCAAAUUGCUACAUACAAGAAAUUGAAAGAGGAGAGCGUAUACCAUUACCUCAAAGUGCUGUUCUUGGCGCAAAAGACUUGCCUAGGACUAUUCUUAGUGAUCACAUAGAGCAGCGGUUAGUUAGGAGAUUGAAACAUGAAAGACUGGAAAGGGCAAGGAUUCAAGGGAAAAGUUAUGAUGAGGUUCCUGGAGCAGAUGGACUUGUCAUCAGAGUUGUUUCAUCAGUUGACAAAAAGUUGGAAGUUAAACAAAGGUUUCUUGAAAUUUUUCAGGAAGAAAAUUACCCGUUUGAGUUCCCUUACAAGUCCAAGGCAGUUCUAUUGUUUCAGAAGAUUGAAGGUGUAGAAGUGUGCCUAUUUGGCAUGUAUGUUCAAGAAUUUGGGUCUGAAUGUCAGUUUCCUAAUCAGCGCCGUGUUUAUCUCUCAUACCUUGAUUCAGUGAAGUAUUUCAGACCUGAGAUUAAGACAUACAAUGGGGAGGCUCUUCGAACUUUUGUUUACCAUGAAAUCUUGAUAGGAUAUCUUGAAUAUUGCAAAAAACGGGGCUUCACAAGCUGCUAUAUAUGGGCCUGUCCUCCAUUGAAGGGUGAAGAUUAUAUAUUAUACUGUCACCCAGAAAUCCAGAAAACUCCAAAAUCUGAUAAACUUCGGGAGUGGUAUUUAUCAAUGUUGAGAAAAGCUGCCAAGGAGAAUAUUGUUGUUGAUCUUACUAAUCUAUAUGAUCAUUUCUUUGUCUCCACUGGUGAGUGUAAAGCUAAGGUUACAGCAGCAAGGCUGCCAUAUUUUGAUGGUGAUUAUUGGCCCGGUGCUGCGGAGGAUUUGAUUUAUCAGCUUCGCCAAGAAGAGGAUGGUAGAAAACAGAACAAAAAAGGAAUGACUAAAAAGACAAUAACAAAGAGAGCUCUAAAAGCAUCCGGUCAGUCUGAUCUUUCUGGUAACGCGUCGAAGGAUCUGCUACUAAUGCAUAAACUCGGUGAAACAAUUUCUCCAAUGAAGGAAGAUUUUAUCAUGGUUCAUUUACAACACGCUUGCAGUCACUGUUGUAUUCUUAUGGUAUCUGGAAGUCGAUGGGUUUGCAACCAAUGCAAAAACUUUCAGCUUUGUGAUAAGUGCUAUGAGGCAGAGCAAAAACGUGAAGAAAGAGAGAAACAUCCCAUAAAUCAAAGAGAAAAACAUUCCCUCUAUCCCGAUGAAAUCGGUGACGUGCCUGUUGAUACCAAGGAUAAAGAUGAGAUUCUUGAGAGUGAAUUUUUUGACACCAGGCAAGCGUUUUUGAGUUUGUGUCAAGGAAAUCAUUAUCAAUAUGAUACUCUUAGGCGAGCUAAGCAUUCUUCAAUGAUGGUCCUUUACCAUCUUCAUAAUCCAACUGCUCCCGCUUUUGUCACAACUUGCAAUAUAUGUCAUCUGGACAUAGAAACUGGUCAAGGUUGGCGUUGUGAAGUUUGCCCUGAUUAUGAUGUAUGUAAUUCCUGUUACCAAAAAGAUGGGGGCAUUGAUCAUCCUCACAAGUUGACUAAUCAUCCUUCCAUGGUUGAUCGAGAUGCACAAAAUAAAGAAGCUCGGCAACUACGAGUCAUGCAGCUUAGGAAAAUGCUGGAUCUUCUGGUGCAUGCAUCUCAAUGUCGUUCUGCACAUUGUCAAUAUCCAAAUUGUCGGAAGGUGAAGGGGCUUUUUCGGCACGGAAUACAAUGCAAAACACGUGCAUCUGGUGGUUGUGUUCUCUGCAAGAAAAUGUGGUACCUCCUUCAGCUACAUGCUCGAGCUUGCAAAGAAUCUCAAUGCCAUGUACCCCGUUGCAGAGAUCUCAAAGAGCACUUAAGGCGGCUGCAGCAGCAAUCUGAUUCACGAAGAAGAGCAGCUGUGAUGGAAAUGAUGAGACAGAGAGCUGCAGAACUGAACAAUACUGGGUAACCAAUUUAUAGGUUUUACAUUACAACUAUUGACGACCUCGACAUGUACGGUACGAGGUUGGAAAUUUUUUGAAGCCACUCUUGAAAGAGCACGUCUAGGAGGGAAAUCAGGCAGUGAGCGACAGACGACACCGGUGGAAGCGGUAGGACAAUACACUCUUCUACAUAAUGGUUAAAUAUUCAGGUUUAGGGAACAAUUCUUUUAUUCUAUAUCUACGUCUUGAUUUUAACCCUAUAGAAAAGCCAAGCGAGACCUGAGCAGCAGCUGCCAUCUUCGUCAUCGACCUGGUCGAACAUUGCUUCCAAGUUCUAAUCGAUAGUUUUUCCUUUUAAUCUGUAAAAUACCAUCUUCCAGUUGCAUGUGUACCCAAUCCCCUGUUUAUAAGAUUCAAUAAUUAGCUUCAGGAAAUGCCCAAGGAGACGUACAUUUACUUGGGAGCUUUACGUGUAUAAUUUGGCUUCUACAUUAUUUAUAGAUGAACAACUUCCGUUUGUACCGUUACCCUUGUAGAUUUUGAAGCAAUGUUUUAUAUUAGCAAAUGU
This is a messenger RNA of Cucurbita moschata (crookneck pumpkin), 6065 nucleotides long. Its product is annotated as histone acetyltransferase HAC1-like. Bases 442 to 5523 code for a protein of 1693 amino acids. Gene Ontology annotation, cellular component: histone acetyltransferase complex; transcription regulator complex. Gene Ontology annotation, biological process: positive regulation of transcription by RNA polymerase II. The transcript has 17 exons. NCBI's taxonomy places the organism in Eukaryota, Viridiplantae, Streptophyta, Magnoliopsida, Cucurbitales, Cucurbitaceae. The record is from RefSeq and is a predicted model, not a curated record. Gene Ontology annotation, molecular function: zinc ion binding; histone acetyltransferase activity; transcription coactivator activity.